AUGAAUGUAGGGCGAAAAGACAUUUGUGACUUCCGGAUAAAGGGUGAAAGGUUGCUUCCGGUCGAUUGGGCAGUGCAACAAAAAUCUCCCGUCUUCACCAAGUCACCUGGGUAUGCAAUAAUGGGUGCCAAGCAAGCGAAAUUCGUGAAAGUGCACGUGAAAAAGGGGAAACCGAAAUAUCGAUGUCUCGAGUGUCGAACGGAUUUCACGAAAAAAGAGGUUUCGGUUUGCACGACUUGCGGAGAAGAUAUGGCUCUCGAGACGUGCUUUCUCUGUAUUGGUUGUACAGAAAUUCAUCCUGGUGAUCACAAAAUUGUUGACAAGGUGCCAUCCACGAACAAGAAUCGACUUCUCAUGCUACGAAUUGCUGAAGAUGUUCACGAUAUUGAAGCUGAUAUCGGCAAUCAGCUCUCGGAGCUCAAGGAAACAAUUUGGAGGGUGGAAAAGGCACACAAGAGCCGAAUCGCAACGGUGCGUGAACUUUUGGAAGAAGCCGAGCAUGAAGUGGGAAAGAAUGGAGCCGUCAAGGCACAAACUAGAGCGCAUCUACUCCGCGCUGCUGAAGAGGCGAAAAUUCGAGGACGGCUGCUUUUAGCUAGGCUUAAGUUAAUCGAUGAAAAUACUCAAAAUGUCUUGGUGGCGAAUGGUAGUGAUCUCACAUAUGAAGGAAGUGUUGGCCUACGAGACGCGAUGCGCGUGGAGAUCGUGAAACAGAGACGACUCGGCAAUCACGCAGCCGUUAUGGAGAUUAUAUCGGAACUUCUAGAAGCAACAAAUGGCAAAGUGACCCUCCGAGAGAUGCAUCUGAUAGCGCGAGUUGUCUUCGAUCGCCUCGAGCACAUCAGCCGCUCCACCAAGAAAAUGGCUAAAGUUGGAAAUGGGACAAGUACGACACAAAUGACAAUUAGCCCCACCGCUUCACCGAUGACUCUAAUCAGGACGAUGAUCUCGGGAGUGGCCGGAGACUUUCGCGCUGAAUGUGCCGAACUAUUGGACACUUUGACGAGAAUUCACGCGCAUGCUGAUGUCAAUAUAAAAGGACAUGCCUCGAGAGACUUUGGAACAAAUGUAGAGCCAUCAGUGGAUUAUUUACUUUCACUGUCGAUCGAGGAUAUUGCAAAAGAGCAAAGAAAGGGGACUAGCAUGCAAAAAUUCACGGAUUUGCAAGUAGUGUUGGUGAGGUAUUUGCUGGCGGUGCACGUGUGCGCAACGUGGAUGAGUCUUAUCGAAUCCGACAAAGAUGAGAAAUCGGAUGUGCGUCAACAGCUGCGUGAUUGCAUCGACGGGUACAUGUACACGGCGAGGGGUGGCCCUUUUGCGCCAGGAGAGCAAGUUUUCACAACUUUGGCUUCCGCAUUGACCGAAUUGGCGAAGAAACAUGUGCAAGUGAAAGGGGUCAGAGCGGUACGAAGACGAGUCGAUAAGAUCCUAAACAGCUAUGCGACCUGGAGAGCUCAGGCAGCCAUCUUCGGCACUCCAUCAUCGGCCCGAAGAGCGGCGAGUCUUCGAAUUGCCUCUAAUCAACUCUGGCACACCAUAAACGAGUAUGACCAAAUC
This is a messenger RNA of Mesorhabditis belari, 1557 nucleotides long. NCBI's taxonomy places the organism in Eukaryota, Metazoa, Nematoda, Chromadorea, Rhabditida, Rhabditidae. The record is from the annotation of a GenBank genome assembly.